Molecule: messenger RNA, 795 nt
Organism: Tremella mesenterica DSM 1558
Lineage: Eukaryota; Fungi; Basidiomycota; Tremellomycetes; Tremellales; Tremellaceae
Exons: 2
Coding region: 1-795 (264 amino acids)
Source: RefSeq, a predicted model, not a curated record
AUGCUAUCUGAAGCCAAUCCAUCAGAUGAAGAACCACUGACGCCUCUGAGGGAACUAUCCUCCUUGCCCGAUAUUAGAGAGUUGGAUCCAUUCAGUGAUCGUUCCACAGUCCUUCGACCUCCGGUCAAUGUCGACGGGGGUGGUGAUGUGAGCUUGCAUCGUUAUGGCACACUUUGGCGUCGUUAUGUGCAGAGUAUGGUCGGCCAUGAGAUCCCGGACGUGACGGUGUCCUGGUCAGACAAGCCAGACACGCAUGACAUCAUAAUCAACUUCCUGCACCCUGAAGAGGAAGAAGAUUAUGAUGUUGACAUCACCUUGCAUGCAACCCCAACGGAUAGCAUGCAAACCCAAGUCCCUCAAGAUAUAAAGAUGGUGACUUCAAACUUGUUCAGAUAUGAGCCAAAUGGCAAUGCAGAGGAGGAUGUGGCAGCAAGACUGCCAAACCUGGUGAGCCAGAUCCUUUCGGGAGUUGAUAAAUUAUUAGAGCGCAGUGGACUCAAGAGAAGGCUGGGCACCAAGGGUUUGGCUUCCUAUGAGCAGACUCGAGAGGUUCUUCUUGCAUCUGCUCUCAUGCAAUUGACCAUUGAGGGACUUCCUGGACUUAAAUGGACCUCACCACCCGGACAGAAGCAAACGGUUCAAGAGGUUGGUGAGAACAUCAACACUGGAUCCAGCCCUAAAAGGCCCGCUCUUGAGCUGGCAUUGGAAUCAAUACUUGAAGAAGGCGGUGAAUCUAGACAUGAAAGUGACUGCGGACUCCAAAGGGAAGAUCCAGUCGGUCUCUAUGUUUUAUAA